Molecule: messenger RNA, 2951 nt
Organism: Pangasianodon hypophthalmus (striped catfish)
Lineage: Eukaryota; Metazoa; Chordata; Actinopteri; Siluriformes; Pangasiidae
Gene: h3f3c
Product: H3 histone, family 3C
Exons: 4
Coding region: 175-585 (136 amino acids)
Cellular component (GO): nucleosome
Molecular function (GO): structural constituent of chromatin; DNA binding; protein heterodimerization activity
Source: RefSeq, a predicted model, not a curated record
UGAGGUGCAUUCUGGGAGAGAGAGAGAGAGGAGUGAUUGACGUGGCGGCCAUUUUGCCGCUGGCCGCUCGGUUCCCAUUGUGUGUGAUAGUAAAUACUGACAGUGCCAGGCAAAGCUCUGCACAUAUUUCCCUGCGCCAAAUUAAACACAUUCGCUGAAGCAGAUUGAGGAAGCAUGGCCCGUACCAAGCAAACCGCCCGCAAAUCUACAGGAGGCAAAGCUCCCCGUAAGCAGCUGGCCACUAAAGCGGCCCGUAAGAGCGCGCCCUCUACUGGAGGAGUGAAGAAGCCUCACCGCUACAGGCCCGGCACAGUGGCUCUGCGUGAGAUCCGUCGGUACCAGAAGUCCACCGAGCUGCUGAUCCGUAAGCUGCCCUUCCAGCGCCUGGUGAGAGAGAUCGCUCAGGACUUCAAAACGGAUCUGCGCUUCCAGAGCGCCGCCAUCGGAGCCCUGCAGGAGGCCAGCGAGGCGUACCUGGUGGGUCUUUUCGAGGACACCAACCUGUGUGCCAUCCACGCCAAGCGCGUCACCAUCAUGCCCAAAGACAUCCAGCUGGCACGCCGUAUCCGCGGAGAGCGCGCCUAGACACUUCUCGUCCUGCUCCUUCCAUCCUUUCUGUCUUUCUCUCUCUCUCUUUCUGUCUUUCUGUCUCUGUCUCUCUCCACUCGUCUCUCCCCUUCUUUCUUGGUAGAGUUUAGAAUAUCUGCGACGGGGAGGCCAAUGUGUUUCAGUCUACUAGUGCUGUCUCACUGACGCGUAGGGUACCUGUAUGUGCAUGUAACAGACGCUUCUGAUCACUCGCUCGCGCGCGCACACACACACACACACACACACACACUCACUCACUCACGCAUGUAUAAGAGUCGGAGCGUAAACGAGGUCCACCCUUGCCAAGCUUGGGGUUUGAACACACACAGCAUGAGGGAAGGUGGAAUCUGGGGUUAGUCUGCUUAAGGGGAGCGGCAACUUCCACAGCAGGGUGCUACUAAAACUGCCCCAGACCACCUUCACUUACCCUCUUAUCCACCCCUCAAACACCUUAGAAACCUCUACCUGCCCUUAUCUGCCCCCACACACACCUCACAAACCCCUACCUGACUUACCUGCCCUAACAAACACCUCAGAAACCCCUACCUGACUUACCUGCCCUCACACACACACACCUCACAAACCCCUACCUGACUUACCUGCCCUCACACACACACACCUCACAAACCCCUACCUGACUUACCUGCCCCCACACACACCUCACAAACCCCUACCUGACUUAUCUGCCCUAACACACACCUCACAAACCCCUACCUGACUUACCUGCCCUAACACACACCUCACAAACCCCUACCUGACUUACCUGCCCUAACACACACCUCACAAACCCCUACCUGACUUAUCUGCCCUAACACACACCUCACAAACCCCUACCUGACUUACCUGCCCUCACACACACCUCACAAACCCCCUACCUGACUUACCUGCCCUCACACACACACACCUCACAAACCCCUACCUGACUUACCUGCCCUCACACACACACCUCACAAACCCCUACCUGACUUACCUGCCCUAACACACACCUCACAAACCCCUACCUGACUUACCUGCCCUAACACACACCUCACAAACCCCUACCUGACUUACCUGCCCUCACACACACCUCACAAACCCCUACCUGACUUACCUGCCCUAACACACACCUCACAAACCCCUACCUGACUUACCUGCCCUAACACACCCCUCAGAAACCCCUACCUGACUUACCUGCCCUCACACACACCUCAAAAAACCCCAGCUGAUUUACCUGCCCUCACACACACCUCACAAACCCCUACCUGACUUACCUGCCCUCACACACACCUCACAAACCCCUACCUGACUUACCUGCCCUAACACACCCCUCAGAAACCCCUACCUGACUUACCUGCCCUCACACACACCUCAAAAAACCCCAGCUGAUUUACCUGCCCUCACACACACCUCACAAACCCCUACCUGACUUACCUGCCCUAACACACACCUCACAAACCCCUACCUGACUUACCUGCCCUAACACACACCUCACAAACCCCUACCUGACUUACCUGCCCUCACACACACACACCUCUGAAACCCCUACCUGAUUUACCUGCCGUCACACACACCUCAGAAACCCCUACCUGACUUCUCUUCUACUCAAACACCUCAGAAACCCACCCUGUUGUUUGCAUGUGCACCCACAGGUCUAUGUCCCCCAGCCCAAAUGUGUGUGUGUGUAUGUGCGUGUGUGUGUGUGUGUGUGUGUGUAGGAUCAGCAAACCAGCAUCUAUUGGUUAUAAAGUUGUUACUUAUAAUAUUGAUGAUUACUAUUAUUGUUGAUGGUGUUUUUCUUUUUUUUUUCUUUUUUUUUUCUUUUUUUUUCUAUGAUGCAUAGUCAUGAAUUGUUUUACCACUGUUAUGGGACAAAAAAAAAAAGCAAAACUACAAAAAAUUUGAAUGAGAAAUUCUUUUUGGUUUUUUUUUCGUAUUAUUAUUAUUAUUAUUAUUGUUAUUAUUAUUGUUAUUUUUUAUUUUUUUUCCAUGGUGAUUGCCGAUCCUGCUCCUCCUGUUCUAACUUUCAGGCAGCCACAGGGGGGCGCUCUAAACCAGCCUCUCAUUCACUCUCACUGUUCUUCACGUCCCUCUCUCUUCUCUCUUUUCCCUUUUCUCUGUCCACUCUUUCUUUUUGUUUUUGUUUUGGGUUUUUUUUUUUUUUCUCCACAGAUCGGCAUUUGUUAAAAAUUGUAGCAAAAAAAAAAAAAUCACGUUUAGUUUUUGGAGUGUUUUGCUCUCUUCGUGUAGAUUCUCUCGCUCUCUCGUGAUACACAUGUAUAACCUCAUGUUCCUGUUUAUUUUUCUUAUUCAGAAAUUUAAAUAAGCUGAUCUUUGUAUUUUCCAAAUUUCUCAUACUAUGGUGGUAAUAAAUAGAUGUUACACAA